This is a messenger RNA of Oldenlandia corymbosa var. corymbosa, 6248 nucleotides long. The record is from the annotation of a GenBank genome assembly. NCBI's taxonomy places the organism in Eukaryota, Viridiplantae, Streptophyta, Magnoliopsida, Gentianales, Rubiaceae.
AAAAAAAGAAUAUUGAAGAGUGGAAAAAAAAAAAAAAAAAGGCUCCAUGCGCUACAGUACCAUAGCACAGCGUAAAAGCAAAAGAUAGAGAGAGAAGGAUCUAACCAGCUAAGCAACAAUGGGGUUUGGGUUUUGUUGAGAGAGAACCGAAAGCUGUCGAGUCCUUUUCUUCUGUAGGAAGAGCUGCUUUUUGUUGAAUUUUCAGUCCAAUUUUGAUACUUUCUUUUUUUUUCUCUCUUUUCUUAAUUUUGGGUUGCUUUUCUGGUGAGUUUUUCUCUCUUUUCUAUCUCAAUUUUUUUUUUUUUCUCAGUUUACGGUUUGAUCAUGUGAAAUUCAGUCGUCAUCGGAGUAAACUAGGUUGUUGUAUAUGUCUUUCAAAGUGUAAAGUUUGGUUUUCGGUUGUAUUUUGUACGCUAAGAUCAUUAAGAAUAACUCUGUUUUGAGUUUUUCAGCUUUAGACUUCUAGGUAAUGGUUAUGAUCUUUUUCAUGUCUGAAUUUUGCAUUUGGAUGGGUUUUGGUUUUGGUUUGUUUUGGGUGAUAUUACUGUUAAUAAUAUGAAAAGAUCCGAUCUUUCUGCACCUUUAUGGAAGUUUACUGGGAAAUUGUGAUGAUCUGACUCAGUUGAUCGGUUUUUCUUCUUUAUUUUCAGUAUAUUGAAGACAAUAGGCUGGCUGUUCUUUUACUUUCAACAAUUUUGGAGAUUUUGAGUUUCAAUUUUCACUAAUCAGGACUAGGUUGGAACCAACUGUGUAGAAUUGUGAGAUUUUAACACCCAAUUCUGCCGGUUGAAACCGAAUUAUCAGUUUCAGAAUUCUUCCUCCGUUUUCUUUUUUGGCGGUGAAGAAAGAGUUUUGGUAGUUCCAACAAAUUUGGUGGCAGUAUAGUUGGAACCAUGGCGACAUUUUCACAUACGAAUUCCAGGCGGAUGUACUCUUGGUGGUGGGAUAGUCAUAUUAGUCCCAAAAAUUCCAAAUGGCUUCAGGAGAAUCUCACAGACAUGGAUGCAAAAGUCAAAUCGAUGAUAAAGCUCAUCGAAGAAGAUGCUGAUUCAUUUGCUAGGAGGGCAGAGAUGUAUUACAAGAAACGUCCAGAGCUCAUGAAGAUGGUGGAAGAGUUCUAUCGUGCAUACCGUGCACUAGCUGAAAGAUAUGAUCAUGCAACAGGGGUAAUUCGUCAUGCUCACCGUACUAUGACAGAAGCAUUUCCAAAUCAAGUUCCCCCUAUGCUUGAUGAUUCGGGGACUGAAAGUCAGACACCCGAUAUGUCCACCCCUGCACGGGGCUUUUUCGAGCCUGAUGACUUGCAAAAUGAAUCGUUGGGUCACUCAGAUUCUCAUUUCAACGAUGCUAAGAGGAAUGGCUCUAAAUUUGUCGAGGGGAAGGUGAGGAAGAGCCUCAAGUUUCAUGAGUCGGUAGAUUCUCACCAAAAACAUUCCCUGGCAAACUCUGAGUCGGAUCAGCCUAAAGAAUCUGAGGAGAUCCUGAGUUUAAAGAAGGCCCUUGCUGAGCUUCAAGCAGAGAAAGAAGCCGGCCUUUCUCAGUACAAGCAGAGUUUGGAGAAAUUGUCAGCACUAGAGUCACAAAUUUCGCGUAUCCAGGAGGAUUCCAAAGGACUUGCUGAACAAGCCAGCCAAGCUGAAGCUGAAGCUCAGUCUCUGAAGGAAAACUUGGCUAAGUUAGAAGCUGAACGCGAAAGUAACCUUUUGCAGUAUCGCCACUGCUUGGAAAAGAUAUCUGGCCUCGAGGAUUCUGUGUCUCAUGCUGAAAAGGAUGCUGAGGAGCUUAACCAAAGAGCUAUUAACGCUGAAACCGAAGCUCAAUCAGUUAAAGAUGAACUCGCUAAAGUAUCAGCCGAAAAAGAUGCAGCUCUUGAUCAGUAUGUGAGUUCCUUGGAGUUCAUUGCAAACCUGGAGCACAAGUUAAAGUGUGCUGAAGAGACUGCAGCAAAGUUUAAAGAGAGAGCCGAGAAAGCUGAAAAUGAGGUUGAACGGCUUAAGCAAUCCAUAACCAAAUUGAGAGAGGAGAAAGAAGCUGCAGAACUUGAGUAUCACCAGUGCAUGGAAACCAUUUCAAGGUUAGAGAAUAACCUCUCUUUGGCUCAGGAGGAGGCACAGAGGCUCAAAACCGAGAUUGAGAAAGGAGUCACUGAUUUAAAGGGCUCUGAGGAGCAGCGUCUUCUGUUAGAAAGAACAAAUCAAUCUCUUCACUCGGAGUUAGAAGCAUUGAUACUGAAGACAGGAAGUCAAAGUCAAGAACUUACGGAAAAGCAGAAGGAACUUGGAAGGCUGUGGACUUGCAUACAGGAAGAGCGAUUGCGUUUUGUGGAGGCUGAAACCGCAUUCCAAACUUUGCAGCAUUUGCACGCUCAAGCUCAGGAAGAACUGCGAUCAUUGGCCUUCGAGUUGCAGAAUAAGGUUCAAACUCUAGCAGAAACAGAUACUCAGAAGAAAAAUUUGCACGAUGAAGUUCUGAAGGUGAAAGAGGAGAAUAAAUCCCUCAAUGAGUUAAGUGUAUCCUCAGCCAUCACAAUAAAAGAUCUGCAGAAUGAAAUCUCUAACUUGACUGAAGCCAAAGGGAAACUUGAGGAGGAGGUGGAACUUCGAGUAGACCAAAGAAAUGCACUCCAACAAGAGAUCUACUGUAUGAAAGAAGAAUUGAAUGAUUUGAACAAGAAAAACUCAACCUUCAUGGCGCAGGUGCAUGCAACAGGACUAGAUGCGGACAGCUUCGGUUCAGCAGUGAGGGAAUUGCAAGAUGACAACUCCAAAUUGAAAGAAGCUUGCGAGAGGGAGAGAAAUGAGAAGUUAGCUCUUUUGGGAAAACUGGAAAUCUUGGAACAUCUUAUAGAGAAAAAUUCCAUGCUGGAGAAUUCCUUAUCAGAUUUGAAUGCUGAACUAGAAGCGGUUCGGGAAAAGAUACAAUCUCUGGAAGAAUCUUGUCAGUGUCUAGUGGAUGAGAAAUCUUCCCUUCUUGAUGAGAAGGCAUCGUUACAAGUUCAACUGCAAGUUGCCAGUGAAAAUUUGGGAGAACUCACAGAGAAGAAUACUGCUCUAGAAAACUCCCUUUGUGAUGCGCGUGAUGAACUUGAAGUGCUAAAGACAAAGUCCAUGAACUUGGAGGAAUCCUGCAAUUUACUGGCCAAUGAAAAGGGUAGAGUUGCUGCUGAAAAGGAUAUUUUGACUGGUCAAUUGGAAAGCAACCAAAUGAGACUGGAAAACCUGGAAAACAGAUAUGCAGAAAUGGGAGAACGAUAUUCUGCUCUAGAGAAGGAGAAAGAGUUAUCUGUUGUUAAGAUCCAAGAGUUAGAGACUUCUUUGGCUGUACAAAAGCAGGACUACCUCAAUCUUUGCCAUGCGAAUGAGAUACACUUGGCUUCCAUGAAAGAUGAGAUGCAACUUUUGCAAGAUGAAAUUAAAUUCACAAAGACAGAACUGGAGAUGGAAUUGGAUAAUAACUUUGAGUCUCACACAGAGGUUUUCAUUUUGAGGAGAUGUGCUCGAGAUCUAGAGGAGAAGAACUUAUCUCUAUCAACAAAGAAUCAGGAACUUUUGGAAACAACAAUAUCCUUGGAGGGUAUGCUUACCAACUUGAAGCAAGAUAAUAUGAAUCAGAAACUAGAGAUAGUGUCCCUGUCUGAUCAUGGCAGCACUCUGAGGAAGGGCAUAGAUAAGUUGCUUAAAGCUCUAGACAUUGUUUUAGAGCAUGAAUAUGAUGGUAGGAGAGGGCAGGACCACAUUUAUCUGAAUCACAUCUUAAGUAAGCUUGAAGAUAUCAAAACCUGUUUCUGUAAAACUGAGGAAGAAACUCUGCAUCACGCUGUUGAGUUCUCUGUUCUUCUUGCGAUGCUUGGAGAUCUGGCAUACCACUUAAAAAAUCUUGAAUCGGAGAAAUGUAGCAUUGAACAGGAGUUCAGUUCCAGGAGCAGAGAAUUGUUAGCUUCCCAAAAUGAGGCUCUCAUGCUGCAUCAGGUAAAAGAAGAAAUGAAAAUGAAAGUCAUGGAGGGCGAGGAAACACAGAAAGCCCUACAGACGCAAAUUUCAGAUUUGUGGCAGAGGGUAAUGGAUUUACAAGGGUCUUGCCAAGAUUUAGAGCGAGGAAAUGUUGAAAUUCUUAGAGAGAAGGAAUCCUUGACAAAUGAGUUCUUACAGUUGGAGAAAAACUCUCAGGUUCUGGAAGUGGAAAAUUCCGCUUUGUGCAGUGAAAUUUUGUCUCUGGAUUGUUUUUCUAUCUUGUUGAGGAAUUGCAUUGGCGAGAAGUCUGUGGAGUUCAGCAAGCUUGUUAAACAGCUACACAAUCUUAAUGUUGACAAUGAUGAUAUUAGGCAAAGAUUGUACGCAACCGAGCAAAGAUUGGAGGAGUUACUGAUUCUGAAAGAAAUGGAACUGCAGAAACUCCGUGAAGAGCAUCAACAUACCAAAAUCCAGGAACAAUCACUACGCUCUGAGCUGCACGUGGUGAAAAACGAGGCUGACAUUUGGGAGGCUCAUGCUUUAGACACCUUUGUUGAACUGCAGAUUUCAAAUAUCUUUCAAGUGCUGUACGAGGAGAAGAUUCACGAGCUUACUAAAACUUGUGAGAGUUUCAAAGAUGAAAAUGCAACAAAAGACACUGAACUCAAGUGUCUGAGAGAGAGAGCAAGUGCACUGGCAAGUGAAAAUGAGGGCCUUAAUGCAAAGUUGGCUGCUUUUGUCCCUGCUAUUGCUUUGUUAGGAGCACACAUGUUGUCCUUAGAAGAGCAGACCUGUCUUCAAGGACAUCCCGAGGUAUCUGAAAAUGCAGACCUGAAGGAUGAUGCUACAUUGGGCGAUCAUGCACGUGGAAACAGCACAAAUCAUAAUGAAGUAGUGGAUGAUCCGCUUUUACAUUUACAAUCUCUGCAGAGGAGAAUUCAAUUCAUCGAGGAGGCAGUUACUUCCAAAGAGCAACUCAUGUCGCUGGAAAACCAAAGUGUACAUGCAGAGCUGGAAGCUGCAAUGAAACUGAUUGCAGAUUUGAAAUCUGAGAACAGCCAGCGCAGGAGAAAUUCUAAGCCGAUGUCAGAAGUGGACAAUGGACUUUUAACAAAAGACAUCAUGCUCGACCAGGUAUCUGAAUUUUCACCCUAUCGAAGUAGUAGGAGAGAGCAGGUUGACCCUGAUAGCCGAAGUCUCGAGUCGUGGGAAACCAUCGAUCAGGAUGGCAGCAUUGAUCUCACUGUAAGCAAGACAAGUAAGAUGGUGAACCCAUCAACUGACAGAACUGCUAGCUUCCAUCGGGUGAAAUCAGCAAAGAAACAGAAAAAUGACCUCCCUACUGUGGAAAUACUGGUUGAAAAGGAGCUGGGAGUGGACAAGUUAGAGAUUUCCAAGAGAUUUAGUGAGCCUCUUCAGGAAGGGAACAAAAGGAAGGUCUUGGAAAGGCUUAAUUCUGAUGUCCAGAAAUUGACGAAUCUUCAGAUUACCGUGCAGGACUUGAAGCGAAAGCUUGAGGUUAUUGGGAAGAGCAAAAAGGGAAAAGCUAUAGAUGAAUGUGAUAUUUUAAAGGAGCAGCUGGAAGAAGCAGAUGCAGCAAUCUUAAAGCUAUUUGAUCUCAAUGGCAGAUUGACAAAAAAUGUUGAAAGUGGUACUCCCUUGUCUUCUCACCAUUCAAAGUCAUCUUCGAUGGAUUCAGAUGAAAAUGGAAGCUCGAAGAAGAGGAAAGUAACAGAACAGGCACGGAGGGUUUCAGAGAGGAUCGGGCGGUUGCAGUUGGAAGUGCAAAAGAUACAGUUUGUCCUUCUGAAACUGGAUGAUGAAAAAGAUGGAAAAGGCAAAAGCAAAGCUGCUGAGACAAAAAGAAGAGUUCUGCUCAGAGACUAUCUCUAUGGUUAUGGAGUUAUAAGAUCUAGCCACAGGCGAAAGAGAACUCCCUUCUGUGGAUGCGUCCAGCCUCGGACCGAAGGAGAUUGAUCAAGCAUUUGCUUUCUUACUAUGUUUAUUUUGAUAGCCUAAUGUUUGGUUAGAAUAGCUUUGUAUACUUUAUUUUUCUUCCAUUUCUGUGUCAACUGAGCACCGGUGAGAGUUCAAAACCACUGGUGGUUAGGAAUUGUAUUAUCCCUUUCUAGCCAAAGUGUUGUAAAUCUUUGCCUCUUACCUCUAAAGAUAAGAUACUGCGACUUUCGCUCAAGAUCGUAUGCAGCGGGUUUGAUUAAUUAUCCUGUAGAAUGAUGAAAAGGAAUGUUAUGUAGGCUUUGUGAUAUGUUAGAUAUAUGAAUAACGCAUUAAACGCAG